Messenger RNA from Talpa occidentalis (Iberian mole), 1393 nucleotides. RefSeq names its product transmembrane protein 230-like. The coding region runs from base 105 to 536 and encodes 143 amino acids. Lineage: Eukaryota; Metazoa; Chordata; Mammalia; Eulipotyphla; Talpidae. Gene Ontology annotation, cellular component: synaptic vesicle; endomembrane system. The record is from RefSeq and is a predicted model, not a curated record. The transcript has a single exon. Gene Ontology annotation, biological process: synaptic vesicle transport.
GUCAACCCUCCCCACGCGGUCAGGGCAGCCGUUGGGUGGACUCCGCCCCGAGAAACUCAUCCAUUGCACGGCGGCAGGAGAACUCCCAGCCCGGUUUGUAGGUUAUGGUGCCCACUUGGGCCAACGUGGCUGCUGGGAUCCCCGGAAGCAAAGUGAAAUACUCUAAGCUCUCCAGCACUGAUGGUGUACACAUUAACCUUCAGAAGGAGACUUCACCUGCUGAAGCUAGCUUUAAAAGAUGCCUGGGAGUCGUGAGAUCUCACUUGUUACGAUGUAAAGAAAGACCUGUCAAGACCCCCUAUAAGGCCAUUGCCUGUGCCACCACACAGUUUUUGAUUGGCAUCUUUCUCGUUAUCACCGGCUGCCUCCUGCUAGCAGGUUACAUCCGGAAAGUGGGCGCAAGUCGGGCCAUUUGCGUUCUGAUCGUUGGUGUCCUGGUGUUCCUGCCUGGGUUUUACCACCUGCUGAUCGCCUACAGAGCGUCCCGAGGCCACAACGGCUACUCCUACGAAGACCUUCCAGAUUGUGGUCAUUAGUUCCCAUCCAGCCAGGAGAAGAAUCAGCAGAUGCACUGAGCAGAGCUUUCAGGUGUUUAGCACAAGCUGUGGGAAAAUUUGCCUAAGAAUUGAGGAAUUUGGCAGCUUUGCACAUUCUUAGCAAAACUAUGAUCGGAUUUUUAAUUCAUCCUAAAGAUUUUAAUUGAAUUUAUAAUUAGCCAAAUCGGAAGCUAGGAGUGACCUAGUUUGAUUUUCUUGAAUGUGGUUAAAACAACAGAACUGUAGAGUGGAAGAACAGCAUGCUAAUUGCAUGGGAAAGUGAAAGUUAUUCUGCAGCGCAAAGUGUUGCUGCCUCAACUCUAUUUUGAGCAGAACAUUUCUUAUAAACAGGGCUCAUGGAUAUUUUUAUCUUGUGACAAAUGGAAAAAUGGAGUAUGCUUAAUUUCAUAUUACUGAAUUAUUUUGAAAAAUUCCAAGUAUCUUAUCUCCCACACUUACCUCUAACUUUGUAUUCUGUAGAGGACCUUGGUAUAAUCAGAUAUCAAUUCAAGAAAAAGAGAAGGAGCUCCUCAGUUGCGUUGUGCAGAGGCCCCGUGACCUUUAGAGUCAGAUUGAACUGGUUUUAUAUCCCAGAUGCAAACUUUUUACCUGUAUUACUUUGGAGAAUUAUACCUUAAUGCUCUGUGAUAGGAUUUGGGACCAUACUUCCUACUUUCAAGGUUUCAUAAGGGUCAAAUACAAUAUUUUAUAGCAAUAACAUGGCACAUAGCCAUGAAUACCAGAAUGUGUAUUUCUCACUGUCAAAUGGGGUUCUAUAGAAUACUGUACUUAAAAUCAACUAAAGUCACAAAUGAAUUGUAUUCAUUCAUUUCAUUUAACCUAGGAAAGCUGGCCAC